Molecule: messenger RNA, 3555 nt
Organism: Toxorhynchites rutilus septentrionalis
Lineage: Eukaryota; Metazoa; Arthropoda; Insecta; Diptera; Culicidae
Product: rho GTPase-activating protein 11A-like
Exons: 5
Coding region: 222-3413 (1063 amino acids)
Biological process (GO): signal transduction
Source: RefSeq, a predicted model, not a curated record
UCUGCUUUAGCCGUUUUCAAAUAUAAUUCUUGACAUGUUGAAUUGCUCAGAUCGUUUAACGUCAAACGUCAGAAACUUGUCGAAUGAGCGAUAAAAUAUCAGCGCGGGCGAAUUCAAGAAUCUCAGUAACCGUUGACAUUAUACGUGUACGUUUGUUUAUCGUGUUCCGUUCAUGUUUUCCCUGUAAAAAAUCGUCCUCAAUGAUGAUGCUGAAAUAAACCAUGGAUAAAGCAGGGAUAAAAAUGCUUAUAAAUGAUAUCGUAAAUAAAGAAAAUCUAUUCAAUGUAAUUGUUAACGAAUUACGCAGUCAUGGAAUCAAAUAUCGAAAAGAUAAACGAGUCAAAACUGGACAGGACAAAGCGAGUUAUAAACGAAUUUUCAACGCACCAUUGCAUUCAUUGGAACUGACUGAUGUUAUUCUGGCUAACGGUGGUAUUGUACAGGUUCCUCUAUUUGUAUCGGAUGCUUGCCAACGGAUUCUGGAACAAGUUAACACUGAAGGUUUAUUUAGGAAAGCUGGCUCAUCGAAAAGACAACAGGAAAUUAAAGCUAGUCUUGAGAAUGGAAUACAGUUAGGGAGAACUCAUCAUGUUGUUGAUAUUGCCAACAUACUGAAGACAUUCUUUCGUGAUCUCCCCGAUCCGCUUCUACCGACCGGGAACAUUCAAGAAGUUUUGAUACGUUGUUUACUAUCUGGCGAGCAUAAGGUGUAUGAUCUCAUGAUUGCAUGCUUGCUACUUCCUCCGAUAACGUUGAAUACGCUGGCAUUUUUUAUGCAGUUCCUACAUACUGUAUCACUUCAUUCAAAUGUUAACAAGAUGACUGUGGAGAACUUAGCAAUCAUUCUGACGCCUAACUUGAUGCCAAUUGCCGAAAUGAUACAGCAACGUUUAACAAGCCAUGUAAAAGUCGUACAACUUCUGAUUGAAAAUUCGCAUCAAAUAGGUGUAAUACCUGAUACGAUUGCCGAAAAGUUGAACGAAACAAUCGCGUUUGAUCGCCAAACAGGGGAAGCACAUCGUAGCAUGAUUUGUGGCAGUACCAAUGAAAAAAAGAAAAAGAAGCGAAGAAGCGGCUCACUAACGAGAAUGUUCCAUGGCUUGAAAAAAAUUGUUGGAGCCCUUGGUUCCUCCGAAAGCUUGGACAAAACAGAUGAACUGCCCGAUCGGGAUACAACGGUGGUGGCUGCGAUAGCAACUCCAUGUCUUAAUAAGUCUGUCAAGAAGCGCAAGGUUACUGACGGCAUGCCGUUCAGUGCGAAGAAAAAGAAGGAGGUGAUCGAUUCCCUUCCAGGCAAUCGGGAAAUAUUGCCGUAUACUCCCAACACAAUAAUCAAGGAGGUAAAGAAAUCUCGACUGAGUAUUGGCGGCAAUAGGAACAAAACUGCCAAGAGUGGAAGCCGGCUAGUUCCUAGUACUUCAACUGUUUCGAUUACCGACGGUAAACCAAUGGAACGUCGGUGGAGUGUAGUUGGUGCGCCUUGGGCACGCAAAAAACAACAACAACGCAACGGUAAUGAUAACCCUUCCGCGAAUUCGGGAAAUGUAUUCUCUGAUCGAAUCAGUUUCGGAAUCAAACCCGAAGAAGAUGAAACCGAAGAAUCUAUGGUGUUUGUAGGCGUAUCUCCCGUGUUAUCAGAACCUAACACUGAACAAGUUGUAAAAAAUACUGACCUACAUGGGGCUGAAAUGACAAAAAUUACUACAUUGAAGGGAAAAGUUUUAUUCGAUGAUGAUGUUGAUGAUGAUGAUGAUGGUGGUAAGAAGGAACAUGAGAAAACUAGACAAGAAUACAUGCGAAUCACUAAGAGUGAAUAUGAAGCUAUAAAAGAACGUGUCAGUGCAAUCGAAACGCGUAUAUCCCAGGAAUUUGGGCACAUUAUUGGAAGUAUCGAAAGCGAUACCGGAGAUAGUAUGGAUAAUGUCGUGAGCGUCGAGAAUAAAUAUCAACAAACCCUUGUACAUACUGAACCUAUUGAAGCGAGCUGCUCCAGUACGGAUCAACUGGCGAAAAGAUUAAGUCGAGAGCUCAAGAUUCGUCGUAGUGCAGAACAUAAACCGAUGCGAUCUCCUAGCGCGCGUAAGAUUGGUUCUAUCCGACGACGUUCCAAGGAAAAUGUCCGUCUUUCUCGAAACCAAUCGUGGCACAUGACUACUGCUACCAUGAACAGCAAACAAAUUCCGCCAGUAAUAUCUGAUUUAAUGUUUUAUCCUAAAACGAAUCUCAAAAGAGGCCGACCAAAUACUGUUCAAAGUGGACUGAAGCAACCAGACGUGAGCCCUAUACGACGCACAGAGGACAACGAUACUAGUAAAUGUACUAUAGUACAAAAUUUCACGGACGAAGAAAAAGAGAAAGAUAAAUGGACGUGUGCGGAGAAUUUUUUCAAAAUUUCAGGCUCCCAGCAGGAAUUAGAUAUCUCUUCGUGCACGAGUCGAGAAAGGAAACAAAGGAACUCGUUGCGAUCGAGCAAUGGAGGUGUCGACAAAACACCACAAACUGUACAAAAAAUCAAAAUAGUAGAGGCAUCAACGCCCAUGUUACCUCCCGAAGUACCUCCCCGUAAGACUCCAGCCAGAACUCCCAUGCUAUCAUCACUCAAAACACCUGGCCGGUUGAAUUCUACUUUGCUCAAGACUCACUUGACUCCAUUGCAAGAUUCUCAGUCAGGGCGAGCCUCGAUUGCUCGCUUGCGAAGUCAAAACGCUGGAAUGGUAAUGGCGAAGGCAAAACUGUUCGAUGGAAUGGUCUCCAACGUGAAUCAAACGCUAUCGCAAAAUUUGCAAGCAAACCGUCGACAAAGUGCUAAAUUCGCGACGAAGAAAGAAGUGGAUAGUGGCGAAGCAUUGCCUUCUUUGAUGAACGAACCGGACAAAAUACAAAAUCGACAAGUUCAAAAGGUCAAAGCCGCAAACGCUAGCAAUAAUCCAAAAAGUCCUCGUCAUUCCACCCCGCGUAAGCGAGGUCUCGCUAAAUCCCCACAUGGCGGUGUAAACCGCAGACAGAAGCUACGGCUUGCGGCUAAAACUCCCACAAAAACUAAUCUCAAUUCACCUAGAAUAAUCCGUAAAAUACAACAAGAUUCGAAGAUCCUCUUGUCAACGAAUGUGCCGAAUGCUGAAAAAGAUUUGUGUUUCACGCCAUAUAUUUUGGAUCAGGGUAACGAGACACCAAAAAUAAAGACAGAGACUAUGCGGAAUUCUCCCAGAAGGUUACUGAAUAAAACUUCUCAUGGCAUAAAAUUGACAACAAAUACACGGCAGCAAACACCAUUGAAAGCGACACCGACAUCGAAACUCACGCUCGUGACAUCGCCGAGAACACUCUCAGACACUCGCCCCAGACGAGAAUCUCCACGGCUGAUGGCAAAAAGUACCAAUCGAACUAAAGUCAACUCGGUUGUGCCAGCUUGAUUUACGGUUAACAUUUGUUAUCGAUAUCAUUUGAUUUGGACUGUUCUAAAUCGAGUGAAAAAAAAUGCGAACGUUUCGAUGUUUUCGUAGUUAUCAACUGCCAUUAUUACAAUAAAGAAGUGUUUCCAAAAUUAUUAUCUAA